This is a messenger RNA of Oryctolagus cuniculus (rabbit), 1372 nucleotides long. RefSeq names its product ChaC glutathione specific gamma-glutamylcyclotransferase 2 (gene CHAC2). Gene Ontology annotation, biological process: glutathione catabolic process. The record is from RefSeq and is a predicted model, not a curated record. Gene Ontology annotation, molecular function: glutathione specific gamma-glutamylcyclotransferase activity. Gene Ontology annotation, cellular component: cytoplasm. Lineage: Eukaryota; Metazoa; Chordata; Mammalia; Lagomorpha; Leporidae.
UGCAGCCGGUUACUCGGGUCCGGGAGGCUGCAGUCCCUGGCGGAUCAGAGACAACAGCAAAGGACGAACAGCCACCGCACCAGGGAAGCAGGGAAGAGAUGUGGGUUUUCGGUUACGGGUCCCUGAUCUGGAAGGUGGACUUUCCCUAUCAGGACAAGCUGGUCGGAUACAUCACAGACUACAGCAGGCGCUUCUGGCAGGGCAGCACGGACCAUCGUGGGGUCCCCGGCAAGCCUGGAAGAGUUGUGACUCUUGUGGAAGAUCCUGGGGGUUGUGUAUGGGGCGUUGCAUACAAACUGCCAGUAGGAAAAGAAGAAGAAGUAAAAGCAUACCUCGACUUCAGAGAGAAAGGAGGCUACAGGACCACAACAGUUAAUUUUUAUCCAAAAGAUCCCACAACAAAACCAUUCAGUGUGUUGUUAUAUAUUGGAACGUGUGAUAAUCCUAAUUAUCUUGGUCCUGCACCACUGGAAGACAUUGCUGAACAAAUUUUUAAUGCAGCUGGUCCAAGUGGAAGAAAUACAGAAUAUCUUUUUGAACUUGCAAAUUCUAUGAGGAACCUUGUUCCAGAAGACGCAGAUGAGCAUCUUUUCUCUUUGGAAAAAUUAGUAAAGGAACGCUUGGAAAGAAAACAGAAUGUCAACUGCAUAUAAAGACCUCAUCAUUGAUUUUUCCAAACAAUACCUUGUAGUCUUCAGAUAAUAAUUUCAGUGUAUAGUGGCAGUAUAACUUAGAAAUAUGUUUAUUUGAAGAUAUUACUUUUAAUGUUGUAGUUGGGAUAUCACCUGAAUUUGUAGUUUAACUCAAGUAUUUGAAACACUCACAAGGUUGCAAUACAGAGAAAAAAAUUCAUUUUUUAACAAUGUAAUUUCCUAACUAUAUGAUAUUGAACACUUGCUCAUUAGAAAUGAGUUCUUUAGAAAAAAUACAUUGAAGGAUUCAGAUUUAGUUCAGUUCUUGUUUUUAUCAGUAAAAAUAAUUUGUUUCAUGUCACAAUACCAUUUUAAAGUUAUAGAGCAUCAAAGUCCAAUAAAUAUAAUAAAAUUAUACCUGCAAAAUAUUCUUGUACAAUAAUCUUAUAACCAUGGUUUAAAAUAAAAUAUACUAGCUAGAAAUAACAUGUAAUUAGACGUGUAUGAUAAUACAGACAAGAUCUCAGCCUUGAUUAUGAAUUUCCUUGUAUUUGGGUAUUAUAUAAGACUCAAAUUUAAGCCAAAAGAAAGUGGUUUUUUUUUUUUACACAAAAAAUUUCCUUGGAAUAUAAUGUACUGUACCUUUCCUUUUAUGUAUAAAUAUAUGUUGUUAUGUGGGAAAAAAAACUCAUUAAACUAAUGAGCACAAACUACAUUAUACAAAUCACUUGCAUUAAUGA